UUAGGAGUGUUAAGAAUUUAUUAAGACAUAAAUAAAGAAUAGAGUUACGAAAUGAAUCAGCUUAUAGAUAACGCAACGCAAGAGAGGGACUGAAUCCGAAAGAGUUGUGAUCUUCAUCUACUAACACUCUUCGAUCUAGUGUAAGUGAAUGAUGGCGACGCAAGUGUAUUCGGUGUGGGCGAUUCCACCGCCUGACGUGGCGGCAAGGUUGGGGAACCUCAUGGCGGGACUUCGAUCGGAGUUCGGUGGUCCGCAUUUCGAGCCGCACAUCACGGUGGUCGGAGCCAUCAGAUUGACCGCCGAUGAGGCUCAGAACAAGCUCCGAUCGGCGUGUGAAGGAUUCAAGGCCUACGAUGUGACCGUUGACCGCGUCGCCUCUGGCACCUUCUUCUAUCAGUGUGUUUAUCUUCUCCUUCAUCCCCAUCCUCAGGUUAUGGAAACUAGCUCACACUGCUGCAACCACUUUGGUUACGAGCGUUCAACUCCUUACAUGCCACACUUGAGUCUUAUUUAUGGCGAUUUAACUGAGGAAGAGAAGCAGAAGGCUAUAGAGAAGGCUAAUGUUCUUGAUGAAAGUCUCAAUGGCUUGAGCUUUCAGAUCAAUCGCCUUGCAUUAUACAAAACUGACACUGAAGACAAAACUUGCAAGUCUUGGGAGAAAAUUGCUGAAUGCACCCUUGACUCAAAUUAGCCUGGUCAACUUUGAUACUACUGCCUCUGGUGUACAAAAAACCAAUAACAAAUAGUUUGACCUCUGCCGUCGUUUUAUAAACUAUCCGUUUUCUAUAUUUACUUGUUCUUUUUUUCCUUUUUGUACUGCAUAGUCCCUUUCUCUUUCAUUUUUAGUUGUUUCUCUGCUGCUAAAUUUCUAAUAAUAAAAUUUACCUUAAGAAAUGCACUACUAUAGUUGUAGCAGACGGGGGUAAACAUUAUAGUAUUAUACUAUCAAAUUUGUUUGAUGUAA
This is a messenger RNA of Arachis ipaensis, 964 nucleotides long. Its product is annotated as cyclic phosphodiesterase. The record is from RefSeq and is a predicted model, not a curated record. NCBI's taxonomy places the organism in Eukaryota, Viridiplantae, Streptophyta, Magnoliopsida, Fabales, Fabaceae. Gene Ontology annotation, biological process: cyclic nucleotide metabolic process. Gene Ontology annotation, molecular function: 2',3'-cyclic-nucleotide 3'-phosphodiesterase activity.